Durusdinium trenchii is the source of this 588-nucleotide messenger RNA. NCBI's taxonomy places the organism in Eukaryota, Dinophyceae, Suessiales, Symbiodiniaceae. The record is from the annotation of a GenBank genome assembly.
AUGCAGGCUGCCGUGCGGCAGAAGCUGAGCUUUCCGAGUACCAAGCACAACUACGCGCUGGCGAAGCUGCUUCGAGCUCAGAUGGAGUUUGCUGCCGAGCUGGAGUCUUUGGCCACCCGACGUCGGAGCUUGGAAGCGUCUCUGCGAGACUCUUCCGCAACCCUAGCUGAUGCUGAAGCAGAGGUGGCCGAGACUCGCAUGCAGAGUCUGGGUUUGCGAGCACAGCUGGAGGUUCUGGAAGCUGCCCGGGAUGAAAUUGCUGCGCAAGAGCACCAGGCCAGCAUGCAGCAGCGGGAAGAGGUGAAGCGGCUGGAAUCCUUGGCUGCGAACCUGGCAUCAGAGGCCAAAGAGAUCUCUCAACGGCACGUGAAGGUUACCACAUCUUUGCAGGACGGACUAACCAACGCCACUGACCAAGGGAAAGUGAGAAGACCCAGGAGGACGCACUGGGUUUGGCCCGCACAGCUGCCGCUGAGCGCUGUAGACGUGCGCGAGAGGAAGUGGCUGAGGCCGAGCAAAGACUGGGAAGUUUCCUUCGUCAAUUGGGAGAGGAGCGCUGUCGUGGACUGGAGUUGGCUCGCGAGCUGA